This is a messenger RNA of Limanda limanda (common dab), 708 nucleotides long. RefSeq names its product proteasome (prosome, macropain) assembly chaperone 4 (gene psmg4). NCBI's taxonomy places the organism in Eukaryota, Metazoa, Chordata, Actinopteri, Pleuronectiformes, Pleuronectidae. The coding region runs from base 126 to 473 and encodes 115 amino acids. The record is from RefSeq and is a predicted model, not a curated record. The transcript is spliced from 3 exons. Gene Ontology annotation, biological process: proteasome assembly.
CUCGUCCUGGAUCGACUCCCUCGGUCUGAUGAACCCGGAAGUUCCUGUCUCUUCGUUAUCGUUUCUUGCGGGAAAUUCUUGAUUCGGAGUGAAACCGGAAGUCUGAAGCGGUGCACGGAUCCAACAUGGAAACCAUUUCUCUCCACAACUUCUCCGAGCGGAUCCUGGAGCAGCUGGUCCACUUCCACGUCAUGAAGCUCAGCGGGGGGUUCUUCCUGUGGGUCGGUUCCGCUCCGGUUCUGUCCAACAUGGCGGUGUCGAUGAGCGGCAAGAGUGACUCGAUGCCUUUAUCCACAUUGGUCAUGGGCGACCCGUCCAACACUGCUCCAACUUCUCUGUCACUGAGACUAGCAAAAAAGACCAAGAAGCAGGUUUUCGUGAGCUACAGUCUUCCAAUGACGGACUCCAACCUCGGCCUGUUGGUGGAGAACAGGAUCAAAAAGGAGCUGGAGCUUCACCCUGAACAUUUCUGAUCCUUCUCUGAACUUAUUUUAUACGGAACCGACGACAUUCAGGACAGAAAGAGGACGUGACCGGUCCAACUCGCUGAGAAACUGUGAUUCUACUGCAACACAAAAACCACUCACAGUCACAUUGUGUGUUCUUUUAUUGACAUAAUAAAUUAAGUGGUUCAUUAUCAAAACAUUUAGGCCUAUGGCUUUUUGUACAAAUGCAUCAUAUUAAAAAAAUAACACUUAGAAAACAUUA